AUGGCCAGACGAAGACUAGUCAUGCGCCCCUUCACCGCCAUCGACGCGACGAGGUCAACGGCCAAAGCCAUGGCCACCAAGCGUGUCCGCAACAGCAACAGAAUUGAAGUGCGUCGGGGCACGCGAUGCGGUUCGGUGACGUGUGGUCAUGUAGUUCGCGGCCACCACGGCCCCCCUCAUCUCUACCUCCAUGGCCACGUCCUCAACCAGCGGCGCCCUGACCUCAUCACCGGCCAUGGCGCCGCAGCCACCAGGCUCAAGCGUCUGCUCUUCUCCCUGGACCCUUUGCUAGCCGACGUCACCCUGGGCCGAUCCAGGCAGUUGGGCGGGGGUGUGGAUGUGUAG
Molecule: messenger RNA, 345 nt
Organism: Triticum turgidum subsp. durum (durum wheat)
Lineage: Eukaryota; Viridiplantae; Streptophyta; Magnoliopsida; Poales; Poaceae
Source: the annotation of a GenBank genome assembly